This is a messenger RNA of Geodia barretti, 1035 nucleotides long. NCBI's taxonomy places the organism in Eukaryota, Metazoa, Porifera, Demospongiae, Tetractinellida, Geodiidae. The record is from the annotation of a GenBank genome assembly.
AUGGCGGACGUCAAGUCCGGAGGAGCGGCCAGUAUCAACGGAGACGGCGGGGAGAAGAGGGGCGUGGGGAAAAGAGAUCCCGGACUCUUUCCGGCUACAGACUACAACCUGCUGGAAGCCGCUGUCGAGCUCAGCGACGACGGAGAGGCCUUGAACCGCUGGUCGAGAAACAGACUCCACGACUCGGGUAGGAACCUGGUUCUGCGGACGCUGGCCCACACUCUGGCCGCGUUCACGGGCGAGUUCGUGGGAACGUUUCUCCUAACGCUCUGCAUCGUUUCUGCCGUAGCAGCGUCCGUCAUUGCGAACGCACUCGCUGGGAUAUGGCAGGUGGCCGUCAUAUGUGGACUCGGAGUGGCCAUCAGUAUAUACCUGAGUGCCCAUAUCUCUGAUGCUCACCUCAAUCCAGCCGUGACCAUUGCCUUUGCCAUCCUCCGAUUUCGAGUCUUCUCCUGGAAGAAAGUCGUCGUGUACAUCACAGCUCAGAUGUUAGGUGGGUUCGUUGCUGGAUCUGUUCUCUUCGGCACGUACCACAAUGCAAUUGUUGCAUUUGAGGAAGAGCGUGGGAUCGAACGAGGGGUGAACGGGAGCGAGCUCUCUGCCAUGAUAUUCGGAGAGUAUUUCCCCAACCCGGCACUGUUCCCCGGCAAGGCUUGGGCAACUGCGGUGUUGGUUUUUGUCAUCUUUGCGUUCACAGAUCCUCACAACACGACAGUGGGAAGCGGGAAACACAAAGUCCCCGUUCCGAUCCUCAUUGGAGCGACAGUCAUGAUACUCAUCUCUCUCUACGGCCCUCUGACACAAGCCGGUCUCAACCCAGCUCGUGAUUUCGGUCCACGGGUCUUUGCUGCCCUGGCAGGGUGGGGGGAGGUGGCUAUUCCCGGUCCAAGGAAAGGAUUCUGGGUGUAUAUCGUGGGCCCAGUGUGUGGGGGACUUGCAGGCGGAGCUCUAUACGAUCUCGUGGCAGCAAAGGCGAUGCAGUUCAAGAUGCGAAUGAAGAAGUAUUCUUCUAGACAUACUAACUGCACACCCUAA